This is a messenger RNA of Dioscorea cayenensis subsp. rotundata (Guinea yam), 1161 nucleotides long. Its product is annotated as plant cysteine oxidase 3. NCBI's taxonomy places the organism in Eukaryota, Viridiplantae, Streptophyta, Magnoliopsida, Dioscoreales, Dioscoreaceae. Gene Ontology annotation, molecular function: oxidoreductase activity, acting on single donors with incorporation of molecular oxygen, incorporation of two atoms of oxygen. The record is from RefSeq and is a predicted model, not a curated record. The transcript has 6 exons. The coding region runs from base 69 to 863 and encodes 264 amino acids.
UCUCAGCGAUCUGAUCCGCUUGUCUUCAAGCCUCUCUCCGACUUCGAGAGCUCGUUGGGGCGACGACGAUGGCGAAACGUUCUUCGGUGCAGGCCCUCUACGAGCUCUGCAAGAAGACCUUCACGCCUUCUUCUGCUUGUCCUUCCCCCAUUGCCAUCCGAAAGCUCGCUGCUUUCUUGGAUACAAUGGGUCCUGAGGAUGUUGGACUCAAACAAGAUAAUCUCGAGGAUGACAGAGGACAUGGUUUCUUUGGAUCAAACCUGUCCAAGAGUACAUCUAGACUAGCUCGCUGGGCGCAACCAAUAACAUACUUGAAUAUAUACGAGUGUGAAAGCUUUACUAUUGUUGUUUUUUGCUUGCCAACUUCAUCAGUUAUUCCACUUCAUGACCAUCCUGGAAUGAUUGUUCUAAGCAAGAUUCUUUACGGUUCCUUGCAUGUAAAAGCAUAUGACUGGACUGAACCUCCAUGCAAACCAAUAAGUGGUGAACAAAAUUACUUUCCAGUGAGGUUGGCUAAGUUACAUACAGACACUGUCCUCACCGCACCAUGCCCAACAACAGUUCUCUACCCCACAACCGGAGGCAACUUACACUGCUUCACUGCCGUUGCUCCUUGCGCUGUGCUUGAUGUUCUUGCACCUCCAUAUUCUGAAGCUUCUGGCCGGCUCUGUACAUAUUACCAUGAUUACCCUUUCUCCAGUUUCUCAUCUGAAAAGAAACUAGAUACCGAUGAGAAUGAAAAUGAUUACGCGUGGCUUCAAGCCAUAGAAGCCCCAGACAAUCUUCAUAUGCGUUCGGGUAAAUACACUGGUCCGGCUGUACAGGAAGAGUAUUGCUUUCCAGGCUCAUGCACAGUAGUUUAAAUCGAUUCGAUUUCGGUUCUCAUUGAAUCUGCACUCCACUUGUUAAUCAAAAGCAUGGAUUGAAAAAAGGCUUAACACGGCAAGUCGAAAUGGAUUCACCAGUGCAAUAUGCAGUUAUUGCUUGUGACUUUAAGUUCAUGUUGAUACGGUGGAACGGGAUUUUCUUCUUAAUAGAUUAAUAGAACUUUUUUUUUUCUUUUUUAAAGUAAUGUAAAUUUAUUCUUGAGAAAUUAUUGCUACUGUUGGUAUAACUUGUAUUUCUAUCAAUGAAGGCGAUUUUUCGGGGCUUUGACAAUCA